CGGGCUUCUCGGGACACUCGGCCUCCCCCGACCGGACGGACGGAUCCCAGCCCUCCGGGGCGGAGAACGCGCGCGGGUUCGGCGGGGGUCACGGCCCUGGGGACACGCCCCUCCCUCCCGGGCCGGGGUCCGAGGCCGGCCGCGGGGCUGCGCAUCAGCCCGCCCUGCGUCUUUCCUUCCCCGCCUCCCCGGUCCCGCUGGACGCCCCCGCCCUUCGGGGCAUCACUGCCCUCUGGCCGCCCUCGUGCACCCCCUACCUGGGGAGAGCCCGGGGGACGGCUGCACUGGGGCGGGGGAUCCCACCUGUCUUCGCUGCCCGUUUCCUGCGGUGCUGAGGUCUUGGGGCCCCCGAGCCCCUUCUCCAAGAAGCUCAGAGAUGCGCCCCACCCGGCGGCUCCCGCGCUGAGAGUCUGAGGCCGGCUCCCUCACCUCCCGCCAUGUCGCAGAUGCUGCACAUCGAGAUCCCCAACUUUGGGAACACUGUGCUCGGCUGCCUCAACGAGCAGCGUCUGCUGGGCCUCUACUGCGAUGUGUCCAUCGUGGUCAAGGGCCAGGCCUUCAAGGCCCACCGGGCCGUCCUGGCCGCCAGCAGCCUCUACUUCCGCGACCUGUUCAGCGGCAACAGCAAGAGCGCCUUCGAGCUGCCGGGCACAGUGCCGCCCGCCUGCUUCCAGCAGAUCCUGUCCUUCUGCUACACGGGCAGGCUGACCAUGGCGGCCAGCGAGCAGCUCGUGGUCAUGUACACGGCCGGCUUCCUGCAGAUCCAGCACAUCGUGGAGCGCGGCACCGACCUCAUGUUCAAGGUGAGCUCGCCCCACUGCGACUCGCAGACCACCAUGAUCGAGGACGCCAGCUCCGAGCCCCAGAGCCCCUGCAACCAGCUGCAGCCAGCCGCCGCGCCCCCUUACGUCGUGUCCCCCUCCGUGCCCAUCCCGCUGCUGACCCGCGUCAAGCACGAAGCCCUGGAGCUGCCUCUGGCCACCGGCCCGGGCCUGGCCCCCAAGCGCCCUCUGGAGACGGGGCCCCGGGAUGGCGCGGCGGUGGCUGCCGGCCCGGCAGUGGCCACGGGCACGGCCCCUCUCAAGCUGCCCCGCGUCUCCUACUACGGGGUGCCCAGCCUGGCCACCCUCAUCCCCAGCAUCCAGCAGGCGCCGUACUCCCAGGGGGAGCGGACCAGCCCCGGGGCCAGCAGCCUGCCCACCACGGACAGCCCCACCUCCUACCACAACGAGGAGGAUGAGGAGGACGACGAGGCCUACGACACCAUGGUGGAGGAGCAGUACGGCCAGAUGUACAUCAAGGCCACGGGCAGCUAUGCAGUACAAGAGAAGCCAGAGCCGGUGCCGCUGGAGAGCCGCUCCUGCGUCCUGAUCCGCCGCGACCUGGUGGCCCUGCCCGCCAGCCUCAUCAGCCAGAUCGGGUACCGCUGCCACCCGAAGCUCUACUCCGAGGGGGACCCUGGCGAGAAGCUGGAGCUGGUGGCAGGCUCCGGCGUCUACAUCACGCGUGGGCAGCUGAUGAACUGCCACCUGUGCGCGGGGGUGAAGCACAAGGUUCUCCUGCGCCGCCUCCUCGCCACCUUCUUCGACAGGAACACGCUGGCCAACAGCUGUGGCACAGGCAUCCGUUCGUCCACCAGCGACCCGAGCCGCAAGCCGCUGGACAGCCGCGUCCUGAACGCUGUGAAACUGUACUGUCAGAACUUCGCCCCCAGCUUCAAGGAGAGUGAGAUGAAUGUCAUUGCCGCGGACAUGUGCACCAACGCCCGCCGCGUGCGCAAGCGCUGGCUGCCCAAGAUCAAGUCCAUGCUGCCCGAGGGCGUGGAGAUGUACCGCACGGUCAUGGGCUCCUCAGCAGCCAGCGCGGCCCUGGACCCCGAGUUCCCGCCCGCGGCUGCGCAGGUGUUCGAGCAGCGCAUCUAUGCUGAGAGGCGGGGCGAGGCCGCCGCCAUCGUGGCCCUGAGAACUGACGCCGUGAACGUCGACCUGGCCGCCUCCGCCAACCCGGCCUUCGAGGCCGGCGAGGAGGCCGACGGGGCCGGCUCGGUCAUCCAGGAGGUGGCCGCGCCCGAGCCGCUGCCGGCCGACGGCCAGAGCCCCCCGCAGCCCUUCGAGCAGGGCAGCGCCAGCAGCAGCCGGCCCGCCACGCCGGCCCCGGGGAGGAGACCGGAAGGCCCGUACGCGGGUCCCUUGUAGGGAGGCGCCCCUGGCGGACCGGCACCCAGGCGGGUACGGAAGCUGCUUGCAUGCGUUACUAAUACAGACAAAUGUGAUCAAGCCACUUACCUACUGAACUGCUACUGUUGCCUGAGAAAAAUGUGAUUUUUAUUCUGCUUGUAUUUAAAAUUUAUGAAGGAAACAAAUGCAUUCGUUAUACUGUAAAACGAUUAGGCCACUGGCGACCUAGUUGCGAGGAAGGUCCCAGGGGCUCCUUUUUGAUAUUCGAGAGGUUAGUCUCCAAGUUGUAGCGCCCCCUCCCCCGCGUGGGGAGGGGCGAGAGGCCCCCAGGCCCUGGUGCCUGGCUCUGCUGGCCUCCCCCCCUCCCUGCUCCCCCUGCCCGGGAUGAGGCCGGGGGGCCUGUGGGGCGGGAACACGCGCUUUGGGGUCCUCCGUCCUCACCCCUGGGGAUGGGGACCCCCCCCCACCGCCGCAACCCCUCCGGGGCCACGGGCCAGGGCUGGGCCCCCAGGGGCCAAAUCCUUGUUUUACCUUCUUCCUGAGACUCGGGGGUCAGGCCUGCCAGGUCCGCCGUGCGUGUGGGGUGUGGGUGUGUGUGCAGAGCGUGUGUGUGUGUGUGAGCGUGUGCAAGGGUGGCGGUGACGGCCCGGCGGUGGGCCGUGCUGGUCUGUGUGUGAGAGGAAGUGAUCUUGGCUACGUCUGCUGUCCUGCCCCACGCCCGGGGGGUCCACCCAACCCCUGCAGCUCCACGGACCCUCAGUCCACCUGGGACCCGGGGCCCGUGCCGCCCAGCACCCCCUGGUUCCCGCCUGGCCUCCCCCGCCUGGCCGCCCGCCGCCCCGUGGGGUGGGGCCCCCGCCCCUGGUGCAGCCCACGCAGCCCUCAGCCACGUUGGGUUUAGGUUUGCUUGUUUAUUCGUUUUUGUCUUAAUUCAGACCUAUUUCAUACUUGGUUUGGAAACUUUCAGACCCAAAAGAGCAAAAAAACAUUAAGAGAGGCUGGGGUGUCCCUGCCCCGACCCACUACAGCUCUGGGGGGGGUCUGUGUCCUAGACCACAGGAUGGGUCCUGCUCACCCCUGUGGAAGGGCAGCCAGGGUGAUCAGGAAGGGAAUCGGGGGUCAGGCGGGCGCUGGGCUCCCCACGUCUGCUCGGAGCCCCUGGGUGCGCGGACCUCCGAGGCUGUGGGUAGGUGGGCCCUGGGCACAGGCCUGAGCAGAGGCGGUUUGCAGGCGCAGAGGUUCUGGACUGCAUCGGGGGGUGUGUUGAUGGGGGUGGGGGGGCAAGGGCUUUGAUGGUUUGAGGCUGGAAAGCUCACUGUGAAGUUCCAUUGCAGUUUGAGGGGAGGGGCACGCGCGGGCUGUCCCAAGUGCUCCCAUCCAGACGCCCAGGGGCUGCCUCUUAAAUCCCAGGCGGCCGCCAGGCAUGGCCACAGGCCCCCCCCACCCCAGCCCUGCUCCCUGCACUCUGCCUUCCCUUCCCCCCCAACCCCUGCCAGGCAGGUGUGACCCGCCCCCCCCCCCCACCCACAAAGCUGAGCCACCCCCAGCCUCUUGUAGGUCCCAGCUGGGAGGCCGGCAUUGUGGGAGGGGGGGCUUCAGCACUCCCCGACCCCCACCCCGGGCUCCUCGUCCUGCUGACUGCGGUGCUCUCUUGUGGAGGGCCCUUGGAGGAGACCUUGGUGGGGGUUGGGGCGGGGUGCUUCUUCCAGCCAGGCCUGCCCUCCGCAGAGGUCUGAUGGCGCCGGGCUGGGCUGGGAGGACCCUGGGUGGGCACAUGGGAGCUGACCUCAGCCCUUUCACCCACCUGUCCCUGCCCCAGGGGCUACAGCUCCUUCCUGCUGGGGCUUCAGGCUGACCAUGUGGCCCAGAGGUGGGCCUCUUCCGUCUCAGGCCCAGGGGGCGAGCUGGCACAGCCCAGGGCCCACAGCCCACCAGGGACCAGGACCAAGUCCUCCUGGAGUUGGGAGGAGGCCACAGCCCCUAGGUGGGGGUGGGGGGCCGGUGAGGCAGACCCCACCACCCCACCGGCUCCCCUAUGGAGCCCCCCUUGUCAGCCGGCCGCCACCCCGUGUUUGCACUUUCAUCCCACCAGCCCUGGGGACCUUCUGGGGCCGGCUGCCCGCCCUGGCUGGCACAGAAGGGCUUUGCUCUCUCCUCUUGACCCCCACUCCAACGUGGGCCCGGCCCCCUCUCCCCCGCCCCGAGGCCAGGACAGGGAGGGGCGCCGGCCUCCCAGAGAAGGCCUGACGGCGCUGCUCAGGCCAGCACAAUGUCCCGUGACCUCUGUCCUUUGUUUAUAGUCACCGUCUGUUUUGUUGUUCUGGGUAAGGAAGGCUAGAGCUGCAGGUGAAACUUUAAUAAGAAUCUAAUGUGAAUGGCUGCUGAACUCUUCCUGCGCUCCGGACGGGCCAGGCCGAGCGUUUUGCACUAAUGUGUCCCGCGGUGGACGUGGGGUGGAGCGUUUGCAGACGGGCGUGGCUGAUGAUUGUAUCUGCCGGGGUGCUCCUCCCGCCGCGUCCGGAAUGUUCCGCGGGGCGGGCGGCGGCGGGCCUGGGCUCAGGGGGGGCCUUCCAGAGUGCCUUAGCAUCUUUUGAUCAUUUUUCCCAAGGAAAACCAAUUAGGAGAACCGGACCCUCCCCUCCUCUGUUUACAAGACGACUAAUUCCUGUCCCGUGAGCGUGACCCUCCCCACCUGACCCCUGUAGACCGAGAGACAAGCCACUCAGUAUUUAUGAGAUAACCGCACCUUUAUCCCUAAGCUUGACUAUUAGCAAUACGCAUAUACUACAUAGAGUCUACAUAGAGCUAAGUCUAUCGGCGCCUUUUGGAGAGAGAAGGACUGGGCCAGUCCCAGCGGCCGUGGCGGGCGGCCCGCCUGGGCUCCGCGGCCGCCCCCCACCCCUGCCCUCCCUGGUGGCCGGGCUGGGCCCCAGGAGGCAGCUGGGACGAGUGCAAAGGCCCAGGAGAAGGGACCGCAAUGUGACAGAUACUGUGAGUUCGGUGGGGCUGCCCGCUUGCCCGGUCAGCCGGCCGGCGGCCUCGGUACUUGAAACCUGUCUUGCUUUCUGCACUGUCUGGUCUCACCCAGAGUUCUCUGUGGUUGCUUAACCUUGCACUUGAUGCGAUCGUCUUACCCUGCCCUUGAAUGUGGACCAGAGGCGAGGGGAGAGGCCUCUGGGUGUGCGGCCUGCGGCCCCAAAACCGCUGUCCAGGUGCUGGGGCCCCAGGAGCCAGGCGUGUUUCUCCUCCAUGAAAACUCAUUCCUCGGCAGCCUUUCUGCUGGGAAGGAGGAGGAAAGCAGGGCCUCAGCCUGGGAGCGGCCUGCUCGGUUCCGGCCCUGACUCUGUCCCCAUGUGACGGCCGGAACCUCCCAGCACGGGCUGGGUGUGUGCCAUCCCCCGCUGUGGACGGCUUAGAUUCCCCUCCACCGGGUUAUCUUUAUGGAAAUAUUCUGCUGCAAGUCGAAAAAGGCCUAUGGCCCAUUAACCACCUGAAAACUCAGAGAAAACCUCUGCCUGCCUCUCUGCCAGCAGUAAAUCCUAAACACAGAAUUGAGAGCUCAGAGCCGUCUUGAGCUUUAACUACUGUCUCUGAAUGUUGCUGCUGCAUACAUUUGUCAUCAUGUCAGCCAGCCAGCUCCGGGCGUGUCCCCCGCCAGCAGCCAGAGACGGUGGCGGUGGGGGGCGGGGGGGCUCGGUACAAGGUGUUUCUAACCUGGCAACAAGGGUUUUUGGUUUUUGUUUCUUGUUUUCUUCUGUUUCUUUGAUAAAAACGAAAAGGAAUGUGAUGCAGCAUCCAUCUAAAGCAUUCAGAUGGGACAGCCCGCUUGAAUUCUGAUCAAUGCUUCUUCGUCAGCGUUUUGCACAUGGUUGUCAUUUUUACGUCAAAAGAAGCCAAAACUUGCAAUACUAUUUUUAGCAGACAAAAAAUAAUAAAGAACUAAAUAUAAACCAUAUAAAUAUUUUUGACUUGAACAUUUGAAUGGCAUUGGGUGCAAAUAGACCAUUCAUCCUUUGGACGGACUGUUUGGGGGGAUAAAAGAGACUUUUGAAAAGGAGACGGUUGUUGUAAAGAGUCCGUGGAGGGGUUAAGUAGUACUGUAACUCACGACUGUUAAAAAUCAAUAAAUAAAUUGUCCUGUGCUGUAUAGGAGGCCUGUUCCACAGUAACACUGAGUUCCAUUUCAGUCUCAGAAGAGACUGGCUUUUUUUUUUUUUCUAUUUUCUUUUUUCGUUUUUUUUUUUUUUUUUUUUUAAGAAGGAGGAAACCUCUAUUUGUUCCUCCUGCGCCUCCCUCUCUUUCGUGCUGCUACUUGGCAGAAUUCAGACUGUUGCUUUUUCGCCACGGCUGACACCGUAUAACUCAGAGGACACAACAUCCGCCAGCGACCAGGAAACCGAGGGCUUGCAAUGUGCUCAAAGCCGAUCCAGGAGGUGGAAAUCCGUUACAAACAAAAGGAUGUGAUCGUUCAUUGUAAAGCGCUUUGUAAAAUUCACAUUUACAGAAUAAUAAAGUCAGUUCAAACCCA
Cervus elaphus (red deer) is the source of this 6705-nucleotide messenger RNA. It is a transcript of the gene NACC2, whose product is annotated as NACC family member 2. Gene Ontology annotation, molecular function: RNA polymerase II cis-regulatory region sequence-specific DNA binding; DNA-binding transcription factor activity, RNA polymerase II-specific; protein binding. The transcript has 6 exons. The record is from RefSeq and is a predicted model, not a curated record. Lineage: Eukaryota; Metazoa; Chordata; Mammalia; Artiodactyla; Cervidae. Gene Ontology annotation, biological process: regulation of transcription by RNA polymerase II. The coding region runs from base 438 to 2195 and encodes 585 amino acids.